This is a messenger RNA of Panicum virgatum (switchgrass), 1105 nucleotides long. RefSeq names its product ubiquitin-like-specific protease ESD4. Bases 251 to 799 code for a protein of 182 amino acids. The transcript has 6 exons. NCBI's taxonomy places the organism in Eukaryota, Viridiplantae, Streptophyta, Magnoliopsida, Poales, Poaceae. Gene Ontology annotation, cellular component: nucleus. Gene Ontology annotation, biological process: protein desumoylation. Gene Ontology annotation, molecular function: deSUMOylase activity. The record is from RefSeq and is a predicted model, not a curated record.
UUACCCAGGAGUAGCCGCGUCAGGAAAGAUUAUGUUGAGUUUACAUAUCCAAAAAAUCAUACAAACGCCACAAAAAGGAUGGAACGUGGGAAAAGGAAGAGAAGUGCCAAGAGGAAGGCAUCCAGCGAGGCAAGGCUAGAGGAAGACAAUAAACCUAUAAUUGUGUUCAAGAGAAAGAAGAAAUUGAUGUUAGAAGAGAUUUAUGCUGCACUCACACAGGAGGAAGAAAAUGACGUAGAAAAGUUUAUUAAUGGUCAAAGGUAGAAACGUCAAAUGGUUGCAUGAGGACAUCAUCAUUGAUAAAGAAUGUGCGGAGAGGUUGAAUAUUGGAAAUUGGAUAAAUGAUAAUAUAAUUGGGUUAUACUGUAAAUUGUUAAAGGAGCGGCAAACAAGGACACCACAUAAGUUUAAGAAAUGCCACUUUGCUGGUUCAUUUUAUUAUACUAAGAUUCGGUCGAAUCAGAGUGUUUGUAGAUGGGAAACCACUGAUAUUCUAAAGAACAGACUUGCUGAAUUUCAUAAAAUAUUCUUUCCAAUUCAUCAUGGAAAACAUUGGAGUUUAAUAGUGAUAGAUGUUGAGCAUCAAGCUAUUCAAUACUGUGAUUCCUUGGGUGGCAGAAGCAGAUUUGCAUUGAGAUAUAUGCAUGAAUAUAUGAAGAAGUUAGUGACAGACGCCAGUACGUGGACAGCAGAAAUAGUAGAUGUUCCUCAGCAGGAUAACUAUAACGAUUGUGUUGUAUUUUUGUUGAUGAACAUUGAUUUCCUCAGCAGAGGAAUCCAGCCAUCAUUUAACUGCUGAGAGAUUCCUUAUUUUAGGAGGCGAAUAGCAAAGGCGAUACUAGCAUCAAAAGCUGAUUAAAUGAGUUAAUAUCUGCAUGCCAAGGAAGAUUAGUGCAUGAUAACUAGCAUGUUACAGAGUUAUCUGUGCGUUCAUGCAAAAUCAUGCAAUGUAAAGCUCUUUUGUUUACGAUACAAUGGCCGCACCAUCCGCUAGUUUUAUGUAAAGCUCUUUUGUUUAGGUUGAGAGCUCUUUUGUUUAUGUAAAGCUCUCCCAACAGGUUGUGAGCUCUUUUGUUUUUGUAAAGCUCUCCCUAGUAGAUGCAAA